CUAAAAAUAUUUACAAUUUAGAGUAUAAUGUCUACAUCAGCCGUGACAAGCACUAGGAACCAACCUACUAACAAAUCAUGGGAGCUAAGCUUGUACGAGUUACACAGACAGCCUCAACCUGCUAUUACUGAUGAUACUGAGAUAGCAGUUCAAGCAAAGGACCUACACACCGAGCUGAUGUGCCCUAUUUGUCUGGAUCUGUUGAGGAAAACAAUGACUACUAAAGAGUGCUUACACAGGUUCUGUCACGAGUGUAUAACCACUGCACUGAGAGCCGGCAACAAGGAGUGCCCUACUUGCCGCAAGAAGCUCGUCUCCAGACGCUCACUCAGACCGGACCCUAACUUUGACAAGCUGAUGUCUAAAAUUUACCCUAAUCGUGAAGACUACGAGCAACAGCAGGAGCAAAUGUUUUCAGCUAUCACUAAACAUCACAGUCAACUAUCUUUCCAGGCGUGUGUGGAGGAGAGUUUAAAGGUGCAGGCUUCUACACGACACUCAAAAGUACAGUUACCUAGCAUUGACGGGUCUAGCGAUACCAUUCGCUGGAGUGGAGGACAGAGUUCAGAUGAGGAAACGUCGUCAAACAAGAGGAGUAGAGUGUGUAGUGCUAGUGAGGAUAGUCUCGAGGGAAGUGUAAGUGACACAGCGGAGGAAACAGUGGAGAUAAUCCUGAAGCCGAGAAAUGCUAACUCAACAGCUGAGAGCAGAUAUCUGAAAACAACAAGCAACGCUUCGAUUCAACACAUCAAAAGAUAUCUGAUAGUGCGAACCCCACAAGCUGAGAGCAGGACUCCAACCAGUGAGGGUGCGCCGCCUCCCCCACCUCCCCCACCUCCCGAAACUACCUUCAUCAUCACUGUCAUACACGACGGUAACCACGUGACUCUUCCCAAUAACAUGACCUUGGAGACUGUGAUGGACAGUUACGUUAGUGAGGAGUGUCCCCUGGAAAUGUACUUUGCUCCUGUUUAGAUGUGGGGGAAGAGAUGUUAUCAAAACUCACAAUAUUCGAAUGUUAGAUACUAUCAAAAUUCAAAAUAUUUGAAUAUUAGAUACUAUCAAAACUCACAAUAUUCGAAUAACGGAUACAAUAUGACUCACAAUGUAUUUUUACAGUUCUGAGAUCACUAGAAACGACACCUUCUCCCGUUUUUACCAUGUAUUUUAAUUCAUCGUUCUGUUCCACAUUACUUAGUUUAGGGGAAGUGACAAAACUAUCGAGGAGAACUGUAUAAACACUAAACAGUCCCAACUGUCACUGACUUCACGCAGUGUAUAUCUAUACUUGUGGGUGUGCUUUGACGAAUUGAGUUUGAUAUUCCGGGAACAGUUUUAUCAUCAUAACACGGAAGUAAAGAAAUAUCGACUUGCUCUUUAUCAAAUCAAAUAUAAGAUGUAAAUGUCAAUGAUUAUUUUAGAUGGCGAAUUUUUCUGUGGAACAAGAGACAAGAGAGACUCUUGAAGAGCGUUCAUUUAAUUUUUCAGCCUUCAAACUAUCUCAAUCCUUCGUUUAUUCCCAUUGUAUCCAUUUAAAAGGAUGAAUAUGUGAUCUCGAUUGAAAAUAUUAAAAGUAUGUAGAUGUUUCAACGAAUUUCCCUUAAUUA
Bolinopsis microptera is the source of this 1607-nucleotide messenger RNA. RefSeq names its product E3 ubiquitin-protein ligase RING2-A-like. Gene Ontology annotation, molecular function: chromatin binding; ubiquitin protein ligase activity. The coding region runs from base 28 to 975 and encodes 315 amino acids. Gene Ontology annotation, cellular component: ubiquitin ligase complex; PcG protein complex. NCBI's taxonomy places the organism in Eukaryota, Metazoa, Ctenophora, Tentaculata, Lobata, Bolinopsidae. The record is from RefSeq and is a predicted model, not a curated record. The transcript is spliced from 8 exons.